Molecule: messenger RNA, 5162 nt
Organism: Pieris rapae (cabbage white)
Lineage: Eukaryota; Metazoa; Arthropoda; Insecta; Lepidoptera; Pieridae
Gene: Herc4
Product: probable E3 ubiquitin-protein ligase HERC4
Exons: 19
Coding region: 249-3416 (1055 amino acids)
Molecular function (GO): ubiquitin-protein transferase activity
Source: RefSeq, a predicted model, not a curated record
ACAAGAUUGUUCUCGAUCUUGAUAAACUGAAUUCUGGUACGAGUUACCACAAGUUACAAACAGUAGUCUACAUAUAUUUUUAUUACUUACAAAAUCUGUAAAAUGUCUUAAAUAAAACGAUUGUCUUGAUGUGUUGCUCUAAUAUAUUUCGGACGAAAAAAACAGUUUAAACAGGGUAUUCCUUUAGGUUAUAAAAAAGUUGUUAUCAUUUUUAGUUUUCAAAUUCAUAUACUGUUAAUUUACUAAAAAUGUUUUGUUGGGGGAACGCAACACAUCACGAAUUAUGUAUUGAUGGGUCUGACAAUCUUGAUUUGAUCAUAAAGCCAACAAUUUCGAAAUGGAAGGAGAGUGGUCAUAUACAAUCAGUAGCAGCUGGAGAGUUCCAUUCAUUAUACUUGACCAACAUUGGCCAUCUGUAUUCAUGUGGCAACAAUGAUGUUGGGCAGUUGGGGCGGCAUACAAAGGAUGAUGAUGGAAAAUAUCCAGGUUCUCUUGUAGAAACAUUUAAAGGUUGCAAUUUAUCUGCAAUAGCAUGUGGAAUGCAGCAUUCAAUGGCAAUUGAUGAAUGGGGACAACCUUUUAGUUGGGGUUCUGACAGUAUGGGUCAAUUAGGUAGUAAUCUAGGGGCACAUGCUCAAGAUAAACCUAAAAUUAUCAAAUUAUUAGCUACAAAAAAUUUAAUACAGAUUGCUUGUGGUUCUUACCAUUCUAUAGCAUUGACAAAUAAUGGUGAGUUAUAUACCUGGGGUGCAAAUAGUUUUGGUCAGUGUGGUUUAGGCAUGAUGUCAAAUAAGGAAACAACACCACAACAGAUAACAUCAUUAGUUGGUGUCCCCAUUGCGUUGGUGACUUGUGGGAGUAACCAUACAUUUGUUUUAUCUAAAUCUGGAGCUGUUUAUGGGUUCGGAAAGAAUAGUCACGGUCAAUUAGGACUACAAGAUAAGGAUAACAGAUGUUAUCCUACUCAUUUGAAAUCAUUACGUAAUGUUAAGGUCUGUUACAUUUCAUGUGGGGAAGACUUCACAGCGUUUUUAACGUUAGAUGGUGGAGUGUUUACAUGUGGUUCAGGGGAAUAUGGACAGACAGGGCACGGGUCGGUCAGAGAUGAAUUGGUUCCUAAAAAAAUAAUGGAAUUAAUGGGCAGUACAGUGACGCAAAUAGCGUGCGGACGUAGGCACGUACUAUGUCGCGUGGGCGAUCGCGUACUCGCGUGCGGAUACGGCGCGCGCGGACAACUCGGCUGUCCGCAUAUGGCUUUCGCACUUGUUCCCACGCCCGUGCCAUUUACUCCUAACGAUGAAUCACCGUUUUCCACGGCCCUCAGCGGCCCUAUACGUGUUUUCGCGGGCGGUGAUCACAGUUUUCUCGUAGUCCAUAGUGAUAAAACGAUACAAACUGACGCCCGGAUACCAGAUGCUAAGAAACAAAUACUCACACUAAAUAUACCUAAACUGGCCGCUUGCGAGGUCUUCAAGGACGACGAUGUAGUGAAUCAGGAUCUAAUGGCAUACUUAGAGACAGUUUUCGGAUCUCUAUCAUGUUUGAAUGCAUCGUUCCUGUUACAAAAUAGCGCACAUUAUGGAUGUAAUACAAAAGUACCUGGAGUUGACAUUAAAAAGGCUGAAGAGGCGUUUAGUAUCAUCAGUCGAUUUGAAAAUACAUCUAUUAAAGAGUUGAUAUUCAGUAAUCUAACAGAGAACGUAAUAAAGGGGGUUAAGAAUUCGCCACCAGAUGCUGAAGCUCUGAGAGUUUUUCUCCUCUUGCCUUUGUACCACGAGAUGAGGAACCCAAGGCGACAUCCCGAAUUACAAGGUCCAUUCGCCGAAGCAUUCAACAGGUUAUUAGUCCAUCCUCAAAAGAUCGUCCACUUGUGGUGGGAGGCGCAAACGGCGGAGUACUUUGAGAUGCUCGUUGAUAUUUUUAAGAGUGUCAUUGUGUACGAGUUGAUGCAGCCUGUGGUCAGGCUUAAUAAGAGAUUAAAUUUCACACACAGCAUAUUACAAAUACUAAAUGCUCUAUCGACGCUAAAUAAAAUUAACUUCACGAAUCCAAAGAAUCCAAAAAUACCAGCAGAAUGUUUUUAUAUUGAAGACCUAAGUGGACAUGUUAACAUUGCUAAGGAUUAUAUUAAUUGGCUCUCGGAUCAAGAUCGUCUCCGUAAAAGAUCGUACCAAUCAGCAUUUAAUUCGUUACAGUCGAAUCAACUUCACCUCUGCAACUACGCAUUUCUAUUUGACGUGCAAUGCAAGUCUUUGCUACUAAAGAUCGAUCAACAGCUGCAAAUGCAAAUGGCUAUCCACAGAGAGGUUACGCAAAUAUUCACGAGACUUUUCAUGGAUCCGACGUACGAAUACCAUAGAGAUCAGUUUUUGCAAUUGUCCGUGUCGAGAAAUCAUAUUGUGAGAGACACGAUGCUGCAAAUCAGCAAUCAUGACAGCUCUCAGCUGAAGAAGCCGCUUAGAGUAGAAUUCUUAGGUGAGGAAGCGGAGGACGCUGGAGGCGUGAAGAAAGAGUUUUUCCUAUUGUUGCUUAAAGAAAUAUUUGACCCUGUCUAUGGGAUGUUUAAGCAAUCCGAGGAGACAAACAUGAUAUGGUUCUCUAACAACCCAUUUGAAGAUGAUGUCAUGUAUUAUUUGAUAGGUGCAAUAUACGGACUAGCGAUAUACAACUCGAUAAUCAUUUACGUGCCAUUUCCACUUGUACUAUACAAGAAAUUGUUAGACGAAUCUGUAAUAUUGGACGAUUUGUCUGACCUCUACCCAACACUGGCGAACAGUUUGAAGCAUUUGCUUGAAUAUCCGGACGAAGACGUUGAAGAGGUAUUCUGUCUAUGUUUCGCCGUAAACACAGUAGUGUUUGAUCAAGUUCAAGUGCACCCACUGAAGGAGAAUGGAGAGAAUGUGCCCGUCACACAUGAGAAUAAGGCGGAGUAUGUUGAUUUGUAUGUCGACUUUCUUCUGAACAAGUCUGUUGAAAACCAGUUUAAAGCUUUUAAUCAAGGCUUCCAGAAGGUCUGUGGUGGCAGAAUAAUUAAACUAUUUAGAUCUCACGAAUUAAUGUCUGUCGUUAUCGGCAAUGAGGAGUAUGAUUGGGAGGUUUUUGAGAGCAACGCGGAGUAUAAGAAUGGGUACUGUGCUACGGAUCAGCAAAUCAGAUGGUUUUGGGAGAUCUUCCACGAGUUAUCGUUGGAGGAUAAGAAAAAGUUCCUACUGUUCCUUACUGGAAGUGAUCGUGUGCCCAUACAAGGCAUGAAAGAUAUCAAGAUUGUUAUUCAAGCCGUUGCAGACGAUCGUUAUUUCCCAGUAGCCCAUACUUGCUUUAACCUAUUGGACCUUCCUCGGUACAAAACGAAAGAACGUCUCAAAUACUACCUCGUUCAAGCCAUUCAGCAGACGCAGGGAUUCUCUCUUGUUUAAACGCAAACGCCCGUUUAGUGACACAAGUGCUGGUCUAGUAGGUUGCUAUCGUAAAUUAUCACGAACGCAUUUAGUAUUUAAAUUUGGGCCCAUAUUCAAAUUUAUCGCAAGUCUUGAUUUAGUAAAACACUUUCACUAAAAUUAUUUUUGAAAUUUUGCUGAUUUUAUUAAUUUUUUUUUUGAUUCACAAAUAUAUUUUUUUAAUCCUUAAACUAGAUUUUGGUUUAAGUUGAAUUUGUUAAUAUGGGUAAUAUGUCAAUAUACAAUGAAUGUGAAAUUUUUAUUAUGUAUGAAUUAUAAUUAAAAACAUUUUAAAAUACUAAAACGUUAUUGAAUUAUAAUGCGAUUCGUGUUUUUCUUUGUUCAAUGUGUUCGUAAAAUUUUAUUAUUAUUACUUAAUUUAUGAGUCACAAGAAAUGUGUAUAUGCAUUAUACCACUUAACCUCCGUCAAAUAUGUGCACUAUAUAACUGACGGCUCGUAGUAAUUACGGUUCGUACUUUGUUUUAGAAAUCCAAUGUUAGAAAAUAAAUACACAUUAAGAAGCCGAGCCAUGAUUUAUAUAAUUAAUCACGUAGACAAUUCGGUGUAACAGAACAAAACAGGUGUGAUUAUUAUAAUAUCCUAAAAUAGAUCAAUGUUAUGUGGUGUCUAUUUAUAUGCAAAGUAAUAAUAAUGUCAGAAAUUUUAUUUGUAAUAAUUUCAAUUCAAGUAAUCAAUUAUUAAUUUGUCACACACACAAAUGGUUUUCGUAUUGAGGCUUACUUCCGUCAAAGCAAAGAACAAAGCCCUAUUGAAAUUUUAGGACCAAAUUUUAUGCUUACCAUUGUACAAUUAUGUGUACAAAAAAAUAUAACCCAUAUUACUAAAGAAAUAUUGAAAAAUAGAUGUUUACGUACAUUCGCUCGUAACGAAUAUCUAGAGUCAAUAUAUCUAUAGACAAUUCGAAGUUAUUACUAUUCUUAUAAAAAAAUCACCAAUAUUUAAAAUUAUAAAUAAUAAAGCCGUCUCUAUUUCUUUGUGUUUAUUUCACAACCACAAGAAAGAUUUGUAUUUCUAUGAACUAAAUCUAACGCGGCUUAGAAUUUACAGCGGGUGUUAGUUUAUUAAACGCGUCCACAUUUGUGAGGCUUCGUUAUAAUUCUAGUUAUCGCAUGAUAUGUUAAUUUUUGGGAUGUUAUUGUUAAUCAUUUUAUUUCGUUGAUCGCUUGAGGAAGCUGACAUUGUUAGUGUGGCGCGUUUCGUGUGAUCGUGAUUGGACGAAUGGGACGUAUCGCGUCUGACAAUUGACCAAUAACCGAACGAAAAGCGCCUCUAUUGUUUAUUCCUAAAGCAUGAAGCGAUAAAUGGCAUAUUUUUAAUGUUGAAUUGGCAUCAUGUUAUGUAUAAGCUAUCCGGACAGUAAGUUGUUUCAUCAAUUAAACUGAACAAUUUUGAAUAACUCUUCUUAUAAUCUGUGGAAAUUUUUGACACAGAUUAUGAAAUGGAACACAUGAAGCUUCUUAUUGGACGAAUAGCUUGUCAAAAAUUGAACAGGUAGAUAACACUGGUUAGCCUGUGAUAUAGUUUAAUCAGACAAUAUUACUUGCUUUGUCAUGUUUUUUUUAUUUUGUAUGAUUGUACAUCAUGUGCAAAGUUGACCACAUUGACUGUUUAUUGCUGAAUAUAAUUUCGAAGCAUUUAUUUAUGCAUCUAUUGUAGCUCAUUCUAUGGUGUGGUUUGAGAAAAAUAUAUUAUUUUCUUAUUA